AUACCUAUACAUAUACAUAUACCUAUACAUAUACAUACAUACAUACAUACACACACACAUACACACUUAUACAUACAUACAUAAAUACAUACAUACAUCUAUAAGCUUACAGAAAACAUAAACCAUGCCCAUCUUAAGAAAACUACACUUAUUAUUUGAUGUUCCUAAAUAACUAAAACUGUGUGUGUGCAGACUGUGUAUAUGAUGCCAAUCAACACAAAACAUAAGAAGCAUCAGCACAUGCAUUAGCCAUUGACAUGGCACAUACAAGCACUAUGCAAUUGAGUAGGAGACAGACAAAAACAUACCUACAAGAGAAGCUAUAUAAGAAAUAGAGAAUACAUAUUACAUCUUUGUCAGAAAUGCACAUCAUGUUUGUAAGAGAACAUGCUUGGGAUAACACAGGGCAAAGGCGUCCUAGCAGUGUAUCGUCCUGCACGGGCGUAACUUUUGGAUAAAAGUGCCCAUGAUACAUAGUGCAAAACUAUCAACUAACUACACGUAGAAUUCAGGGCGCAUCUUCAUUAAUGACUAAAUAUUUGAAAAAUCUGACAUAUCAAUGUUAUAGAGAAACAGACACGGGAAAAAAAAUUUACCCUAUUCAGGUUAUAGAAGGAUCCCUGGAUCCUCUUGGCUGUUGAAAAAAUACCAAUCUGGAUGUAUUGUACGCUAAAUAUGGAAAUAACUAAUACCAAACCAUCCAACAGAUAAAAAUGGAGAGUUAAUGAAAUUACUUCAGCAAAUUUAUUACAUCCAUGUACCAGCAUUGCAUGCAUGUACCAGCAAUUAUUUAUAUGCAUGUACCAGCAUAUUCAUAUGCUAGAAUUUAUGAGAAACCCAUUGUCGAAUCCUUGGACUAUAAUAAGAUCAGCAGAGUCCGUCAGCAAUUCCACAGUGAAGACAUGGCCAAGUUCUCCAACACUGUAGGCCUUGUUCUGGUCUUCGUAAUGCUCAUCAGUCUCUUUGCUUGUCAUGAAUACAGGGAUGUGCUCUGGAAAGCUAAUAAGAAUGGCAUUGGGCUGGAUUCAGAUGUCUGCAUUCAGUUACCAUGUCCUAAAGAUCCACCUCUUUGUUGUUGCUGCCGAUCAACUCAUAAUUGCUUCCUAAAUGGGGAGGACAAGAAAACUUGUGAAAAGGUGUGCCCUGUCUAGGUCUUGCAUCUGAUUGUUGGGAAAAUAGGCUGGAAUUCAGUAUUCAAGCCACAUGCAUUUGUCUUGUGUUAAUGAACAUAUCAAAAUUUGCAAUUAAUGAAUCACCAAAAGACUUUUGUUGUCUUUAAAUUUAUGAGAUACCCCUAUUGGACUUUUUAUUAGAGAUUAUUCUUCUACAACCAGAUAAUUUCUCGUGUUUAUACUUCAAGUUAUAGAUUAUUUCCUAACGAUGAAGUGUAGCAUAGGUCAUGAAAAGAGGGUUAAUUCCUGCAAUAAAGCCUAAGUCAGGUGGUGGCAGAUCAUGUUGCCACAUUAUAUGCCAGCAAAUAAAUGACUUGUACAACAAGGACAAGAACAACAACAAUAAACACUUCACCCCCAACAAUUCUGGAGUCUCUACGUGGAUGCCUUACUUCUUAUUACAACCAUUCCGUAUAGUAAUUUCCAACAAAGAGGAGCUAGAACCGUGAUAAACCAAGAUUUUAAAGCCGUCUUAACAUAAAACAUCAGUCACUUUUAUUUUUUUCAAGGUUCGUGAUUGGAUAAGCAUAAUGAACAAGAUCACAAUGUGGUUUAAAAAGUGCAAGGGAAAAUGGAGGUUAUCUUCGAAUCACUAUCAAUUAUUUCCUUCUAAAGAACAGAACCAGAUAUCCUAUCCAAGUCAAACUCCCAACACCUUGUAAUAAUCACCAAAUAUCAUCUCCAUUAAUCCCAUAAUUAGGGGGGAAAACAAACAAGGACGGGGGAGCAAAAAGAACAACAGAUGGUCAACAGCCAGUUCCUAACGUACAAAGUUAAUCCAAGAAACAGUUUUAUCCAAUGAGCUAAGUUUCAUGCGAGGUUCGGUGAAAGCGCCCAGUAAUCUACUACCUCGAUCGAAACAACAAUAUUCUAAUAUGCGUUCACGGAUUGCGUGCCUUCGUCAUGUAUCGAAACAUGGAUUCACGCUGCAGUGUUUAUUUUGAAUU
This is a messenger RNA of Asparagus officinalis (garden asparagus), 2119 nucleotides long. RefSeq lists its product as uncharacterized. Lineage: Eukaryota; Viridiplantae; Streptophyta; Magnoliopsida; Asparagales; Asparagaceae. The transcript has 2 exons. The record is from RefSeq and is a predicted model, not a curated record. Bases 756 to 1151 code for a protein of 131 amino acids.